AUGACUACCUAUUACUGUUAUGGAAAAGACGGCAAAGUCACUGCUACCCAUCUCAAUCCAAAUGCCCCAGCAUUCACACGUAGCAUCCAAGGAGCCACCUCAGACCAGCAACAUGGAGACAUUGUUGGAGCCUAUCUCGCACACCGUGCAAUGACUUACCCCGCACCAAAUCCAGAAGAAACACAUCAGUAUGGGAGCACCCCAUAUCAGUCAUGGGGCCAGCCACUCGACAACAGCGCUAUAUCAGAACUCAUGGAGCCAAGCCACUGGUCCAGCGACGAAUAUGAGUCAUCUAGCUAUCCAACCAGUUCACAAGCUGAGUCUAUGAGUACUCUGGGUUACGCUGGAUGGGCUUCCCACUCAGGUAUAGCUCAUCCCUAUCCAAAUCCGGAAGACAUUCGUCAUAUGCACACAUUGCAUAGCCUAUUGCCAUAUCUGCAACCCGAGAGAAAGUUGAACGCACUACACGGACCGGCAGUCGAUAUCAUUGAGCAGGAUACUGGAGUCGUGCUUGCCUAUCAAGUUCCCAAGAAGCUACUGGUUUUGUUUCUUGGUCGGAGGGUUCUCAACAAGUACAUCCGAACGGUACAACGCCAAGACGGCAAGAGCUCGAGCGAACCGCCAACCUACCAGGAAAUGAGCCUACCUCGUGGGGUAAGCAGCAAGGCCGCAAUGAGGGUGUUGAUUGCCUGGAUGGCAAGGGCUUGCCAGUACCACACCAUGGCUACGAUGGAACAGAUUCGCAUUCCCAGGAAGACGUUUGUCGCAUGUUCAUUGGCUCAAACUAUGGAGCUUCUCGGCCUUCACAAGGAUGCUCUUCGGGUUGACAAUUUCAUCGCACAGACGCAUUUUGUCCGCCCAAUCUUCGCAGUCGAGUUGGAGGCCUUGUGGAACUGCCUUGGUGAAGAAAAUCGAUACGUCUACGCGGCUAUCCGGGUUGUCGGUAAUAGAUUGCAAACGCAUGAAAGCAACGAUUCAAAAGCCGUUCCAGGCAUUGAUACUGACAUGUACGCUACGCUGAAAAGGUAUCCACAACUGGAAGCCCGUGUGCGCGAUCCGGAGCUGAAUGAGCGGUACCACCCACACUUCAGCACGAAUUGGACGAAGAACUUGGGAAGUAGUGCGCGAAACAAGACGACGAAUAGUUCUCAGGGUGGACAUGAUACUGGCAACCACUGGUCACAGGAGGACGUCAACAAGAGCCAUACAACAGAUAUCAAAGAUACGACACAAAAUCUCGGGAGCUUGAGUAUCGUCUCGGAUGACUCGAAGCUCUCGGUAGCUUAUGCGGAGAGCGAUAUCAUGCCACAUGAUGGCAGCACCCCAACUCAAUGGUAA
Molecule: messenger RNA, 1338 nt
Organism: Bipolaris victoriae FI3
Lineage: Eukaryota; Fungi; Ascomycota; Dothideomycetes; Pleosporales; Pleosporaceae
Exons: 1
Coding region: 1-1338 (445 amino acids)
Source: RefSeq, a predicted model, not a curated record